CAAUUAAGUUGUCAAAAAUAAAGCGACGCAACGCUACAAAAAUAUAAACUUGUUUGUUGGAUUUCUGUAAAAAUACACUAAAACAAAUUAAGUUUUUGACCGGUUUUACAGUCAAUCGUACAAAAUGGUUAAACUCACAACGGAGUUAAUACAAAACUCCAUGCAAUAUAUGAAUCCAUGUCGAGAUCGAGAAUUGGAUCUUAGAGGUUACAAAAUACCCCAAAUUGAAAAUAUGGGAGCCACUUUGGACCAGUUUGAUACAAUCGAUUUCUCUGAUAACGACAUCAGAAAACUGGAUGGAUUUCCCUUAUUAAAACGUCUGAAAUGUUUAUUAUUAAACAAUAACAGGAUUGUGAGACUUGGUGAGAAUUUGGAACAGUACAUACCUAAUUUGGAGUCCUUGGUGUUGACAAACAACAACAUCACUGAAUUGGGUGAUUUAGAUCCACUAGUCACUCUACCAAAGCUUCGCACACUAUCACUUCUCCACAACCCGGUUUCUAACAAACAACAUUACAGAGCAUAUGUAGCAUUCAAGUUUCCAGAACUGAGGUUGUUAGAUUUUAGAAAAAUUAAACAAAAGGAAAGAGAUGAGGCAAAUACUUUGUUCAAAAGUAAAAAAGGAAAGGAAAUGCAGAAAGAAAUUACAAGAAAAGCAAAGACUUUUGUGCCUGGAGGGAAUUUGCCUGAUCCUAAAGUUACAAAUCUUACUCCUCAAGAAAUCCACAAGAUACGAGAAGCCAUUAAAAAUGCUUCAUCAUUACAAGAAGUGGAAAGGCUAACUCGGAUGCUUCAAUCAGGCCAGAUCCCUGGGCAGAAACCUUUGCAGCCACCUGCACCAUCUAAUGGACAACAAGAUGAAGAAGAGGAGAUGGAGACCGACCAAGCAAAUGGACAGUCAUAAUGCAAAAAGGUUUUACUUUUAUCUUGCUGUAAGAACAGAUAAUACAGUUGGAUAAGAAAAUUUAUAGUUUUAAGCAUAAGAAUUGCUGUUGUGUUAAGCUGGUUAGAUCAGGUUGUUCUACACUGCGAUGUUUAGCUAUUAAGACAGAUACUACACCAGACAGAUAAAUUAAGCGAAAGAACAGAAUACUACCAGAAACGGAAAUAUUCCAGACUGAUUUAAUUGGGAGAAAACAAAUAAUUCAAUUAAAAUCAUUGUGUUAUCCCAGUAUUUACAAAUAAAACUACAAACACUGUUUUCAAA
Messenger RNA from Trichoplusia ni (cabbage looper), 1207 nucleotides. RefSeq names its product U2 small nuclear ribonucleoprotein A' (gene U2A). Gene Ontology annotation, biological process: mRNA splicing, via spliceosome. Gene Ontology annotation, cellular component: U2 snRNP. The record is from RefSeq and is a predicted model, not a curated record. The coding region runs from base 125 to 904 and encodes 259 amino acids. The transcript has 6 exons. Gene Ontology annotation, molecular function: protein binding; U2 snRNA binding. NCBI's taxonomy places the organism in Eukaryota, Metazoa, Arthropoda, Insecta, Lepidoptera, Noctuidae.